Messenger RNA from Phycodurus eques (leafy seadragon), 4378 nucleotides. RefSeq lists its product as uncharacterized. The transcript has 6 exons. The record is from RefSeq and is a predicted model, not a curated record. The coding region runs from base 1204 to 2415 and encodes 403 amino acids. NCBI's taxonomy places the organism in Eukaryota, Metazoa, Chordata, Actinopteri, Syngnathiformes, Syngnathidae.
AAUGGACAAAUGUUCACCUUCGCUCAGCGUCGGGGUCGGGUCAGCAGCGGUCUCCACGGCGACGACGCAACGCUUUCACAGAUCCGGAUUAUUAGACUCAAGCCGAUUGAGAAAACGGGCAAUUCAUAAGAACAGACUGAAAAUCGGCAUGGUCAUCAAUGAAGUCGAUAUAGCAGGCGAGUCGCCGCGAUGAAGAUUUCCAAUUUGAGACGACAUCGUGAGACCAAGCAAGAGGAUUCGGAGGUAAGAACAAGCAUCGAGUUCCCGUCACAUCUGUGGCCAAGGAGCCAUUUUCCGACGCAGGAGUAAAAGAAUACUUUGUAUUUAUUUUUUUGCAUUCAUGUCGACAAAAUCAAAGAACGUCAAUUCCCACUCGCGUCUACUCGGUGGCGACGAAGCAACCGACAGGAGCGCCUCGACGCAGCUCGGACCCAGUUGUGAAGCAAACAAAUGAAAAGUAACACUCAGCUGAAGAUUUUUGAAAAAUAACGGAAGCAGUAACAAAGCGCCGUCCGUGAAACGGAACGAGGAUUUUCCCCAAAAUAUGCUGUCGAUCAUACAGAGUGAUUCGGGUCGAUUUUUGUUGACGGACCAGCGAAGAACACAUUUUAGCACUAAAUGUUACGCGUUACUAAUUGUCGGGAAAACGCCGAAUUGUGGACGGAUGAAUGAUUGUUUAGAAACGAAAGUUCUGCGAUGCGUCGUAUGUGUUCGAAAGGCCUAACUCGAUAGAACCACAGACUAGAGAAAAAAUAAAUACAGUACACAUUUGUUGGUAACGUUGAACUGGAACUGUUCCCAACUUUGGCCACUUGAGGGCAGUGCACUAUGUAUUCCAAAAACAACAUACAGUACAAAUUUGUCGGUGACGUCGAACUGGAACUGUUCACAACUUUGGCCACUCGAGGGCAGUAACCCUCCAAAAACAAAGUUACGUUGCAAUGUCGUCUUUGUGUUUAUUAGUGUUUUGUUUUGACUUCUUUGUUGAGCUCGUAAAAGAAACGGUCGAUUUCUAUGUCUAUAUAUCCUAAAACGAAGUUGAUUUUUGUGGGUUACUUUCAACGUGUACGCGUCGUCUCCGACGAGAAGGUGGCCUCCACUAAGAUGGCCGUCGCCUAGACGCGUCAGGUAGCUAGGGCUGACGUAUCCAGUCUUCUGUCGGCAACUGCGGUCGCCUCUUCCGGUUUGAGUUUCCGCAACGAGAUGGCUGUUCCGCAAAACGAGCCAACCCUUUCUCCAUAUCAGCAAAGAAUCGCAAAUUUAUUUAACGGCAAUACAUUCAGGAGGUCCUGUGGGAAGAAGAGAUUUACUUGCACCAGUCUCAGCAGGAAUAUUUCGGAGUUUCCUGCCUUGGAGGACUAUCUCCCCAAAAACUACGAUUAUCACGUCUGCGACUUCGACCUCAUCAGAGAGACGGGCGAUCACGUCGACUUUAAGACGACGUUCCGAAUGGUGUUGUCGUCAAAAGAAGACAUAAAGCUAUGGAUGAAAUCCCACGCCGUCACCUGGAGGGUGGACCGAACAUACGUAACCAAGGGCCAGAAAGUCAUUUUUAAGGUGGACUACAGGUGCCAGCGUAACACGAGACCCCGGCGCGCCGUUCAAGUGUCAGGCCACAGCAAAAACACAGACUGUCCCGCUAUGAUGUGCGUGAAACUGUUUCGCACUCAAGUGAGCAGAGGCAGGCAGAGUACAAGCACAGAUUGUCACCUGCCUACCUUCCCUACAAUGGUGAGCAUCAUGAACGACCACAACCACAACAUCGGCGCGCCCGAGUCGUUACCGUGUUUAGUCUCGGACAUCGCGGAGUACGAACCGGAGGUGGAAAUCGGGGACGAUUACGCGUUCGCCGCGGCAGACGGAACCCUUUCCCCGACCCCGGAGUUCAGCUACGGCUGGCUGGAAGAUCCGGGCGCGGAGGCGGAGGUAGAAGAUGCGGAACAGAACGCUUCAGAGGAAGGUAAUCAGUCUAAGCCGGGAGACCGGAUUAAACGCGGAGACAAGACUUUUUUUCCAGCCUCGCAUUUUGUUUUUUUCCAGCCUCGCAUCACAAGGCAGCGUCGGAAUUUGACGCCAUGUGCCAAAAGCUGUCGGAGAUCGUCAAGAGCGACGAGUCCUUCGCCGCCCCGGCCGCGGCCGCGGCGAACGCCUUUAAAAAAAUCGAGAGGAAUCCGUUCCGCAUCGCGGCGGCACUGCGAACGUUCGCCCGCGACCCGAACGCCGGCUCGCCGUCGGCGAAAUCCAAAGUCCGCCGCGGGGCCGCCAGAGGCAAGGUACCGCCGCGCGGAAGACGUCGCCUCGCCGCCGAACGGCCCGCCGAGGUCGGCGCGGGACUCGACCACGUAUACAGCCAAUGAGCCGACGCCGUCCGAAAGCGGUUCGCCGGCGUGGGGGGCAAAAAGACUCCAAAAAUGAAGGAGACUCAGGAGUUUUCCAAGUGUAUUUGUAUUUAUUUGUGAGUUUUCUGAGCGUAUACUUUAUGGCAUUAUACGAUUGAAUGAAGUCAGCAUCGAUUUCAUAAUUAGAAUAUUAAAUGUGUGGAAAUGGCAUAAUAUACCGUUUGAUUGUAAAAAAAAAAAAAAAAAAAAAAAACAUCCCAUCUCACACCUGCCGCUCGCCCCGCAGUCGGGCGGAUUUGCCAACGGCGGCGCUCGCUAGUUAAAGGGCGGUUACCGAAAUGGGUCGUAGCGAGUACCGAUUCCAAGAUGUUUCGAUACUUAAAUGACCUUGCGACUGAGUUGUUUAUUUUUUUGUGCGUUUAAAGAACCUAAACCAAAAAAGGAUGCCUUUUGUGUGCAUUGGUUUGAUUUGGUAGAUUGCGACGCAUGUCUGUAUUACCAAGCUUUGCUGUUUGAAAAAAACAAACCAACAAAAAGCCUGAGUAUAUACCUUAAGCCUACUGUACAUAAUUGAUUUUGUGUCAUGUUCUUUUUUUGUUGCUUCCAAAAAACCUUAUUCCACUGAUUUCUGUGAAAAAUAAAUGCGCACUGUACAUUUUAUUUUUGUAUUAAAAAAAAAAAAGGCUUUCAAUGUACUUUUUGUGUACUAAAAAUGCCUCGGGGUGCGUCGCUAUUUCUGGAAAGAGCAAGUGUUUUGUGGAGCAAAAAUCUAUCUUCCAGGGGAGAGCGGGGCGUGUCGCAAAUGUUUUCUCCGCCAGAGGUCGCAAGUAAAAAGAAGCGCACUCGUUUUGUUGUCGUCCACGGUCGGGGGGUGCCUGCCGUCCCGUCUUUUGCACAACCCAAAGUAAAGAAAAAGGUCAUUUAAAUUCUUACAGAUAGAAAAGUAAGCAGUGAUGUGGACUUGUUUGAGGGCAUCUCGGUGAUGUUAAUUGUUUUUAUUGUCAAACAUGGUCGUUUGGGGCAAAAUGUCUGUCGUUACGGGGGUGAGUUGUCACAUGGAUUUUCAUCAAAAGUAAGAAUAAUGGAGUUGUCUUUAUCGGUAGCAGAAGUCCAGUGUGACAACUUAGCUGACGGUAGGACGACCUGUGACAUGUCGACCCUCUGUUCGAUUGCUUCUAACUGCGCGCCGACCCAAAAUAUCAGGAAAUGACACGAAUAGGAAAUAUACUCGGUACUCGGUAGAUGUAGUUUUGAUAUGAUGUAUUGAUUAGCAGAAAUAUGAGUAAAAAUGGUGACGUGCAGUCAUGGUUGAUUUAAAGAAAAAGAAAAAAAAAAGGGGGGGGGGGGAGAAUGAUUGUAAUUAUUUUGCGGGAGGUUUGUAAACAUGUCUUACGACGACUUAAAUUACAGAGGUGACGCGUCACUUAUUUUGUAAAGUAAAACAAUGUCGGAAUUUCCGAAGAAAUGACAAGAUGCAGUAAGGCGCUUUAGGAAGCGAAUUUUUGGUCGGGACGGGCGAGUAGCGACACUGUUUUCGGGUACUUGUGAAGAUUGCCAAAAGCAGGCACUGACACAGUCAAGAGUGGAUACCGGGACUGGUAAGGGGUGAUUUUGAACAUCUAUAUAUAUCUAUAUAUGGCUUGCAAUAUGGAAAUGUUAUCUCAGGACAACGCAACGAUGUAGCGUGAAUGGCUUCCGCGGGCCACAUAAAAGAAGUAGGUGUGCCGGACGUGACUCCCGGGCCAUCGGUUUGACACCGGCGUUUGAGUGGCUGUUCGUUAUUAGCGCGGCACACUAAUUGACUGGCGAGCUGGAAUUGAACACCGUCGCCGGAUUGGGAGUCCGUUUAUGCGCCUAAAGCGCACGUGAUUUGCCAAGCCGGUGGUUGUGGGCGUCACCCGUGGGGGGGGGCGUGGUUUUGCUUAAUGAAGAAGUGCGCUCACCUGCGGCCUCCCUCCAACGGGUCGCAGCUCCAAACUUUCCGUCGAGCGUCCAAGCAAGUGACAUUUUCCGAGCAGGUUCCCAGCCACGCAAAGCAA